This is a messenger RNA of Dromaius novaehollandiae (emu), 1459 nucleotides long. Its product is annotated as cytochrome P450 2J4-like. Lineage: Eukaryota; Metazoa; Chordata; Aves; Casuariiformes; Dromaiidae. Gene Ontology annotation, molecular function: iron ion binding; oxidoreductase activity, acting on paired donors, with incorporation or reduction of molecular oxygen, reduced flavin or flavoprotein as one donor, and incorporation of one atom of oxygen; heme binding. Gene Ontology annotation, biological process: xenobiotic metabolic process. The transcript is spliced from 7 exons. Bases 223 to 1212 code for a protein of 329 amino acids. The record is from RefSeq and is a predicted model, not a curated record. Gene Ontology annotation, cellular component: intracellular membrane-bounded organelle; cytoplasm.
AACGCGGUGCCAAUCUUUUAGAAUUACUUUCCGAGGAGCCCAGCAAAGGCUGGGCUGCCCCGGCCAGGCGGCCGCUCAGCACGAGCCGUCCUGCGCAGCCUGCGCGCGUGCACCCGUCUGCCUUGCGCAUUUUGCCCGUCUCCCUUUGCAGACACGGGCGCGCAGCCCUUCCUGGGUGCCGGGCACAGCGGCUGGGGCUGCCGGCGCGAGAGCGUGUCCAGCAUGUCCCUCCAGACCCUCCUGGUGUUCCUGGGCGUCUUUCUGCUCGUCGCCGACUACAUGAGGAGGAGGAAGCCCAGAAACUUCCCCCCCAGCCCCUUUCCGCUCCCCUUCCUGGGCCAUAUCCUCACCAUGGACUUCGGCGAUCCCAUCCAGGCGGCUCAGCAGCUUUCUGAAAAAUAUGGGGACGUCUUCAGCCUGCACGUUGGCAGCAUGUCCUGCGUCUUCGUCAGUCGCUUCCAGAUGGUCAAGGAGGUGCUGGUAAACCAAGGUGAAAACUUCCUAGAUCGCCCGGACCUCCCUUUCGAUGUGGCAGUCUUCAAUGGCGGUGGACUGACCUCCUCUAAUGGACACACUUGGAAACAGCAGAGAAGAUUCACCCUGUCGACGCUCAGGAACUUUGGCCUGGGGAAGAGGAGCUUGGAGGAGCGGAUACAGGAGGAGAGCCGGUACCUUGUCGACGCCAUCGGGGAAGAGCAGGGGCAUCCUUUUGACCCCCACUUCAAGGUCAAUAACGCCGUUUCCAACAUCAUCUGCUCGGUCACCUUCGGCAACCGCUUCGAGUACAGCAACGAGCAUUUCCAGAAGCUGCUGCAGCUGCUGGACAAGCUGCUGGUGCUCCACGGCCACCCCAUCAGCCAGCUCUACAGUUCUUUCCCAGCCGCUCCUAGCGCCGCUGGCACUAUGUUGAUGCUGAACUUCACCUCCGUGCUCUUCGACAAGAAGGAGUGGGCAACCCCCGACGCUUUUAACCCGGAGCAUUUCCUGAAGGACGGCCAGUUCUGCAGGAGGGAGGCUUUUCUACCGUUCUCCCUAGGGAAGCGUGCCUGCCUGGGCGAGCAGCUGGCCCGCGCCGAGCUCUUCCUCUUCUUCACGGCCCUGCUGCAGAAGUUCACCUUCCGGCCGCCCGCGGACGCGGCGCCCAGCCUCCGCGCCAGGCUGGGCAUCACGCGGCACCCCCGGCCCUACCGCAUCUGCGCCCUGCCGCGCUAGGGCAGGGCCUGCCACUGCUGCUGCACAGCAAAACGCCCCGUUUGCCUCAGGAGUCCAAAAAAUAAAAAUAAUAAUAAUACUAACCUACGGCCUCCUCCGCGGGGCUGCAGUCGGGAUCAUGCAGCUCCAGGGAGAACCUGCUGCUUCUGCUUCUUCUAAACCAGUCACUCGCACAAUAAUUCCUUUGGCAAGCUGACCUCGUGGUCUGCAUCUGUGCGCUGCAACCCGAACGCUGCAGGGGCUCAGC